This is a messenger RNA of Pararge aegeria (speckled wood butterfly), 1119 nucleotides long. RefSeq names its product WD repeat-containing protein 82 (gene Wdr82). The transcript has a single exon. Gene Ontology annotation, cellular component: Set1C/COMPASS complex. Bases 133 to 1080 code for a protein of 315 amino acids. Gene Ontology annotation, molecular function: protein binding; chromatin binding. Lineage: Eukaryota; Metazoa; Arthropoda; Insecta; Lepidoptera; Nymphalidae. The record is from RefSeq and is a predicted model, not a curated record.
AUAAACUAAUUAGAUCUGUGGAGGUUGAAAUUAAACAAAACUGAAAUUAAAAAUAUCGAAAUUUACUGUUUUAUAUUGUACAAGUUCAGUGAAUUUACUAUUGUGCACGUUUCUAUAUUUAAAGCCGUAUAAAUGAUGAAACUAGUGGAUCAAGUUGUUAGAAGUUUUAAGGUAGCUAAGGUUUUCCGGGAAAAUACUGACAAAAUAAAUAGUAUAGAUUUUUCACCCUCCGGCGAGACACUCAUAUCUUGUAGUGAAGAUGAUCAAAUCGUUAUUUACGACUGUGAAAAAGGUACACAAAUGAUAACUGUGAACAGUAAAAAGUAUGGUGUUGAUCUUAUACAUUUUACACAUGCGAAAAAUACAGCUAUUCACAGCUCUACAAAAGUUGAUGAUACUAUAAGAUAUUUAUCCUUACAUGACAACAAAUAUAUAAGAUAUUUUCCUGGACAUACCAAGAAAGUAGUUACAUUAUGCUUAUCACCUGUGGAGGACACAUUUUUAUCAGGUUCCCUUGACAAAACUCUCAGAUUGUGGGAUUUGCGAUCACCAAACUGCCAAGGCUUGAUGCAUUUGUCUGGACGUCCAGUUGCAGCUUAUGAUCCGGAAGGAUUAAUUUUUGCAGCUGGUGUUAAUUCUGAAAGUAUUAAGUUAUAUGACUUAAGAUCAUUUGAUAAAGGUCCAUUUGUUACAUUUAAACUAAAUCAAGAAAAGGAAUGCGAUUGGACUGGCCUAAAGUUUUCACGUGAUGGUAAAACAAUGUUAAUAAGCACAAAUGGAUCUAUAAUACGACUUGUUGAUGCUUAUCAUGGCACUCCACUUCAAACUUUUACCGGGCACCUCAAUAACAAAGGAAUUCCUAUUGAAGCAUCAUUUAGUCCCGAUUCACAGUACAUCUUUAGUGGCUCAACAGAUGGAAGAGUACAUGUUUGGAACGCAGAUACUGGAUAUAAAGUUUGCGUUCUUAAUGGGGAUCAUCCAGCUCCAAUUCAGUGUGUGCAGUUUAAUCCCAAGUACAUGUUGUUAGCAUCUGCAUGUACUAAUAUGGCCUUUUGGCUACCAACUGUAGAUGAUGUCUAAGUAUUGUAUUUGAAGAUUUAAUAUAAUUAUUAAGUAUAA